Messenger RNA from Truncatella angustata, 1417 nucleotides. RefSeq names its product beta-lactamase-like protein. NCBI's taxonomy places the organism in Eukaryota, Fungi, Ascomycota, Sordariomycetes, Amphisphaeriales, Sporocadaceae. The transcript is spliced from 2 exons. Bases 189 to 1313 code for a protein of 374 amino acids. The record is from RefSeq and is a predicted model, not a curated record.
GGUACCCAACAAGUACCAAUUGAUUUAUUGCUAAUACUUCGGGUUGCACAACAUUUGGCUCUUUUUGAGAUGACCUCAAUCCCUCUGGACUUUUAUAAGAACGUGGGCUUGGCAAUCAUCCAACAGAAGUCUGCUAUUAACCAUUGAGAAAAGGGAGAGAAACAAGUUCAAGACCGCUGUAAGGCAUUAUGUGUCGGCCAGAGUUCAGAACUGAGCGCAGUCAGAGAGACAACCGACUGGGCCGCUUCAGUAUCACCGGAAUCGAUGAAGUCACAUGGCUGAUUCGAGAACAUGAUGCCUUCGGAGAAUACCCUCAUAUUUACGCCAGGAUUUGUUCGACACGUGACAAGGGAGGCAGCAGAACCAGUCUGGUAGUUCUCAAUGACACAGGAGUCGGUACAAUAGCUGAAAAUCACGAGGCUCCUUGUGGUUCUUCGGUCUGGACCAUUAGAAACUUCAUUGAUCAUCAUCUGAACCCUUCGAAAGAUAUACCAUAUUUGAUUAUACUAUCCCAUUGCCACUAUGAUCAUAUACUCGGCCUACAAAACUUCCUGUCGCCCGAUCAGGGAGAAGGCGAACGAGUGACAUCAGAGGACACUGAUGUUACUAUCAUGUCUUCAUCAUUCCAGAAAUCAUUCCUGAUACCCCAUGGAAGUCUUGAAGAGCAUUCACUUUGCAAAGCCAACCACCUCAAUACUCCGCGAUUUGUGCCAGAUAUAUGGGCUCUCGAUGAGCAGCGUUUAGUCUACAAACACAAAAUGGGAGCUGAUAUGACAUUGCCUAUCAUCACAAUACACACCCCAGGACACACGCCUGAUAGCCUCAGCUGGUACGAUGAAGAGACAAGAAGACUCUACGUGGGCGAUAGCCUUUACCAACAAGAGACCGAUUACUCCCGAAACGCUCCUUGGGGCCGGGAAGCUGCUGCACCGAUCAUAUUCCCCAACGAGGGAAACAUCUUACAGUGGUGGAGGAGCGUCGAGAAACUCGAAACUUUUGUCAAGGAGGAGAAUGUGCUUGGAAAACCUCGCGUCACCCUCGCGGCCGGGCAUGUUACUGCUCAAGUCGAUGCCGCUGGGUGUCUCAAGAAUGUGAAAUCAUUCAUUGCCGCAGUCCUUCGUGGCGACGUGCCGUGUCGGUCUCUGCCGGACAAGCGAGGAAAAGCCACGGGGUAUUGGGCAUUCGAUGCAGAUGAGCCUGGCAAAGGGCUCACUGAGUUCAGCGUCGUGGCUCCCUUGUUUGUGAUUGAAGAGGGACGAGGAUCGGUCCCGCCGGCCGAAUGGCUUCCGACGGAAAACCAAAGUACUACAUGAAACCUUAAGAGAUUAUUGGUGACGCCCCAAGUUAUCACAUAUAUUAGUGCAGCCAAUCUCAACAUCAUUCAUAGAUACCAGUACAUCACUUGUCGUCAUUAAAU